Molecule: messenger RNA, 969 nt
Organism: Fusarium oxysporum Fo47
Lineage: Eukaryota; Fungi; Ascomycota; Sordariomycetes; Hypocreales; Nectriaceae
Exons: 3
Coding region: 1-969 (322 amino acids)
Source: RefSeq, a predicted model, not a curated record
AUGGGUGGAAUGGGAAAGAUUAUGCGAUCGCAAUUCAUUUCGCUUCCUUAUCCUACCAAGAAGUUUACGGGACAAACUAUCAUCGUGACAGGAUCCAAUGUCGGCCUCGGCCUCGAAGCGGCUCGCCAUUUCGUGCGACUCGAUGCUUCCAAGGUCAUACUGGCUGUCCGAACCAUAAAGAAGGGCGAGGCGGCAGCAGCUUCCAUCGAGGAGACCACCGGCCGCAAGGGCGUCGUGGACGUAUGGGAGCUGGACCUGUGUAAGUCUGGGUCGGUCCAGAAAUUCGCCAGCCGGGUGGACACGCUCAACCGACUGGAUGUCUUUAUGGCCAACGCUGGCAUCAUGGCCAAGACAUUCACCAAGGUCGGGGACAACGAGAGCCAGAUUACGGUCAACGUUAUCAACACGAUGCUUCUCGGCAUCAUGGUGCUCCCUGCACUGAGGGCCUCGGCCAUCAAGUACAACAAGCCCGGUGUGCUAUCUUUCACUGGUUCCUUUGUACACUAUGUCACCGAAUUCCCAGAGCGCAACGCUCCCAACAUCUUUGAGGAACUAGCGGACGAGGGCAAGGCGAAUAUGGCCGACCGAUACAACGUCUCCAAAAUGAUGGAGCUUCUUGCAGUUCGCGAGCUCGCCACCAAGAUGACCGAGUCAAAGAAGGACGGCCAAGUGAUUGUCUCUGUCGUCAAUCCCGGCUGGGUAAAGACAAAUAUGGGCAGCGGCGAAAAGUCCGGACUGUUUGCAGCAUUUGGUCGACGGUUCAUCGCAAGGGAGACGGAAGUGGGGAGUCGUACUCUGGUUCAUGCAGCCGAGGGAGGCCUAGAGACUCAUGGGCAGUAUCUUUCCGACUGCAAGAUUGGAGAGUGCCGAAGCACAGAAGAAGGUCUGGAGGGAGCUCUCCAGUAUAUUGGAGCGGAUACAGCCAGGUGUCAUGUCCAGUGUUUGAGCUUGGGACUGAGGCAUGGGUAG